AUGCCCUGCUUCGGUUCUCGCAAAAGCUCAAACCGCCCCGACACGGAGCCCCUUCUCGCCCAAUAUGAUGAGAACACUGCACUCCAAAGAAAAGCCCAUGGAAAGCUGCACACAUACCAGAUGCUACGUGCUCUCUCAAAGGGCUAUUUCCCUUCAACAGAGCAGACCAUAGUCCAGCUUCGAACGCUCCUUUCCGCAGAUAUCUUGAACCCUACCAAUACCCAGUUGACAGCUGAUGGCCGGAAGUUUGUGCGUCACGUCAGGAAAUUUAUCACGGAGUUCAUUGAGCUACUACAGGAGAAAAAUGGACAAGAUCAGUUGCAAGAGUUUUUGUGGUGUGCUGGGAAGGCCAGAGUUGGAUUAGAUGCCCAAGACUUGGUGCAAGCAGCCACAAAUUCGAAGGCCAGGGCGGACGCAAGAGCUGCAUACGACUCACUUCAAACCGUCUUCGAUCUCUUACUGGCAAACGGCGACUUUCGAAAGCUAUUCUCAGAUGUAACUACGCUCAUCCGUCAGGUCCUUGCCGACACCGCUACAGCAUCCGCAACCGCUGCGCAAACAGUCGCCGAAACGAUAUCACCCGACAAAAACGAACUCGCGGCGAUUACAUCAAAAGACACUGUUUUCGCGUCUGAUAUCCCUAGAGAGGAUGUUGUGGAAGUGCCGGCGCGGGAGGUUGCGGACGCAGUGGUGAUGGGAGUAGCUGAGACUGUUGGAGAAACAAUAGACAGCGCAAGGAGAGAGUUUGGCCAGGACGACAGAAAGGAUGCCUUAUUUGGCCGGAUGCGAAUGGCUGUCCUCCGGCUGAGGAGAAACACAGACUAUACAGAAUCUGUUUCGAUUCUAUCCCUUCUUCUCAAGCGUUACGCGUACACAUACUCCCGAGCUCUAGACAACACAGCCGCCGCUUUGGGAGAAGACCUACAACCGAAUCCAGAGCUGGACAGAGCCCUCAUAUGUUUUACAAACGGUGGGAUAGAAUUUCGUCUCAUCUGCAGAAGAUAA
Morchella sextelata is the source of this 1005-nucleotide messenger RNA. RefSeq lists its product as uncharacterized. NCBI's taxonomy places the organism in Eukaryota, Fungi, Ascomycota, Pezizomycetes, Pezizales, Morchellaceae. The transcript has 4 exons. The coding region runs from base 1 to 1005 and encodes 334 amino acids. The record is from RefSeq and is a predicted model, not a curated record.